Klebsormidium nitens is the source of this 1251-nucleotide messenger RNA. Lineage: Eukaryota; Viridiplantae; Streptophyta; Klebsormidiophyceae; Klebsormidiales; Klebsormidiaceae. The record is from the annotation of a GenBank genome assembly.
GACAGUGUCAGAAGGCUUCGAACUUCGAAGCGCCAGUUGCCUGUUGGCAAGAGUCCGGCUAAGCAAUAUUGCCAGGGGCCGGAUGCGGAAGGGCAGAGCUCUCUGCUGAGCUGCUGCUUGGGGUGUUUGUGAGGUUUAGGAGGAAAGGGGCUGGGCUCCUCUAGUGACAAGCGGAAUUUCAGUCAGACAGUAGACUCCUCGGAGUCAGAGUCAGGGUCGUGGGUAAAGAAUUCUGGACUCGCAUCCCGGCAUAGAUCUGACGCUUGAACCUGCUUGAACCUGUUCCAGCGGCGACCAGCGCUCGCGUUAAAUUUUUACGGCCUUUGUGACGUGGGGGCGCGCUGAGGCCAUCCACCUGAGUUUACAGUUGGAGCGAAGUUGGCAGCAUGGCUAAUGAACCAUACACAGCAUUUUCUUCUGAGGACCUGUUCUUCAGGCCGGUGGCACAAGAAGACCUUCCGGCAGUAGCUGCAAUUGAACAGGCUGGAUUCCCUGUGGAUGAAGCGGCUUCUCCAGAAACUCUUGGAUUUCGCCAGCGGGAGGCUGGACACUGCUUCUUGGUCGCAUUGAAGGGGGACGAGGUCAUUGGUUACGCCUGCGGCACUCUGACCAAGGGGUCGCAGCUCAGCCACGAGACCAUGUACCGGCAUGACCCUACGGGAGGGUGUUUGUGUGUGCACUCUUUGUGCGUUGCAAAGGAGCAACAACGAAGAGGUUUGGGGCCCCGAAUUAUGCGAACGUACAUCAACUAUGUCAGAAGCGCGCUUCCACAAGUAGAUUCUAUCAAGCUGAUCUGUAAACAGGAUUUGAUAAGAUUCUACGAGAGAAGCGGAUUCCACUUGCUGGGUCCGAGUGAGGUUGUUCAUGGCAAAGACCAGUGGUACGAGAUGCAGUUGCUAACAAGUAGGCAAGAAUCCAAGUCUUCGUGACACAACGGUUGCUUUUGUGUGUGCUAGAGACGGCAAAAAGAUGCCCGAUCACCGGAAGCUUGUCAUGAGCUCGUGUAAGUUGACUGGCAAGUCGGUGCACAUCGCAGAUACCCACAGGCUCGUGUAGCGUUCAGGAGUCGGUUGCUUCUAGCCUGAGGUCGAUCUAGUCUCAACCUUUAACAUAUUGUUUCAAGGCCUGCCAUGAAAUUGGACCCAGGCUAAAUUACGGUCUCGUAUGCAAAUGCACAGCUAAUCUUGCCGAUUGUGCGAUCUGCUGACUCAGCCUCAGGCCCAACUCGGUGGAGCGUUAUCUAAGUCAACG